GCGCUUUUGAAAACUUGCACUCAAAAAGAGAUUGGGAUGAGCAAUUCCUAAACAAAUCUCACUUUUUGAAAGAGCCAAAAAAGAAAGUGCAGGUGAGCUUCCUUCCUUACAUGAUUUUCCCACUAAGAUCUUCUUCUUCAUCUUCAUAGUGUAGAUAGUACUAGCAAAAACAGCAUGUUAGAAGGCAAAGCUCUGAUUGAAGACACAGACAUGCCAGUGAAGAUGCAGAUCCAAGCCAUGUCAUGGGCUUCUCAAGCUCUUGAUGUUUAUGAUGUUUUAGACUGCAAAUCUAUUGCUGCUCACAUCAAGAAGGAGUUUGACCAGAAGUAUGGAGGUGGAUGGCAGUGUGUGGUGGGAUCAAACUUUGGGUGUUUCUUUACUCAUACUAAAGGAACAUUUAUCUAUUUCACUUUGGAGACUCUUAACUUCCUCAUCUUCAAAGGAGCCUCUUCUCCUUGAAGGGAAGAAAAUAGGAGAUGUAGUUACUCUUAGAUAGCUCAUUUUCCUGUUCAUAAUCUCCUUCCCCUUUUUGACUUCAAUGUAUUUUCUUUUUUUUUUACUACUUUUGAAAGCAAGAUCUGGGAAGGUAAUGAGAAAACCAAGAAGUUCAAAUGUAUGCUUCCAAGAAACUGUAGUUUUUAGUUAGUCAUGUAUCCAUGAGUAGAAUAAUGAAUGAUUGGUGCUGUUCUGCUCA
Lycium ferocissimum is the source of this 694-nucleotide messenger RNA. RefSeq lists its product as uncharacterized. Lineage: Eukaryota; Viridiplantae; Streptophyta; Magnoliopsida; Solanales; Solanaceae. Gene Ontology annotation, biological process: microtubule-based process. Gene Ontology annotation, cellular component: dynein complex. Gene Ontology annotation, molecular function: dynein intermediate chain binding; dynein light intermediate chain binding. Bases 175 to 459 code for a protein of 94 amino acids. The record is from RefSeq and is a predicted model, not a curated record. The transcript has 2 exons.